AUGGAUAAACAUGAGGCAUGGGAGAUAGUUCGUAAUGAAGUUGAAGUUUUUGAUAAAUUUCAAGCUUAUAUUUAUUGCGAUCGACUACAAGAUUUACUUGUAUAUAAUCAAUCAGUUGGCAGACCUACAAGCUUAACUUCACGUAAUUCAACACCUAGUAAUAAUGAUGGUUUUAGUACUACUAAUGUAAAGGCAAUCAUUUAUCUGGAACGUAUUCAAUAUAUACAACGAGGUGUUAGUAGCGCUGGUUAUCGUUCAGCUCGAAAUUACAAUGAACUUCGAGCAACGCGACCAAAUAAUCCAACUGACAAUUGUGAUCGACAACAACGACAAUUAGAAAUUUAUUAUUGUGCCGAUCGUCCUCGGUCGAAAUAUCUUUAUAAGCAUAUUAGUUUUCAAUUGAUCAAGCGCGACGAUGAAUUCGAAAAAUGGGUUCAAGCACUUUAUACAGUUAUUGAGGAGGCAAAAAAUUUAGAUGAUGCAGGAAAGAAAAAUCGAUGGCUUUUACGAGAGUAUGAAAAAUUAAGAGCACCAUCAGAAGCUUUAACAUUCGAUUCAAUAAAUGGUUGGCUUAAUUCUCAUAUUGGUAUUGUCGGGGCGAGAAGUCAUACGGAAAGCUUUAUAAAAGAACAGCAAACAUUUCGUGAAUCAAAUGACAUAACUUAUUCAGUAUUUAAAGCAACGUAUAAUCAUUUUAUUGAAAUGCAGCAAAUAGAUCUCAUUAAAAUCUAUAUGCCUAAUUUAUUUGAAGAAAAAAACAUUUCACUUAUGACAUUUGCUUCACGUAUUAAUAAUAAAGAUACUAGUUUAGUGCAACAUGAACUGGCUAAAAUCAAAGAAUAUUUUAAACUAAUGGAUAAUCAAACAGAUAUUACUCCUAGCGAAUGUAUUAAUUAUUUAUGGUCAGAUGCCAACUCAGCAUUUGAUCCAAUAUCUCGUACAAUGUGUCACGAAGAUAUGAAUCAACCAUUGAACCAUUAUUGGAUAUCAUCAAGUCACAAUACUUAUUUAGUUGGGAAUCAGUAUCGUAGUCCAGCUUCUGUUCAUUGUUACAUUCAAGCUUUACUAAAAGGAUGUCGAUGUAUUGAAAUUGACGUCUUUGAUAGCAAAACUGGUGCCGAACCAGAAGUAACUCAUAAAAACACUCGUAUUAAGCCAAUUCCGUUACGUAAUAUUCUUGAGGCUAUUCACGAUUAUGCUUUUGUUACUAACGAUUUCCCAGUAAUAAUUUCAAUUGAAAAUCAUUGCUCAGCAGCACAGCGUACUCGUAUGGCUGAAAUGUUUAUAGAAACGUUUGUAGAAGCACUUCUUCAGUCACCUUUGUCACCGAAUGAAACUUGUUAUCCUUCUCCUAAUCAAUUAAGAAGAAAAAUUCUAUUGAAGGAUACAAAAAACAAUAGUCCAUCGUCUAUGGAAUUAAACACAGAUUUGUCAUUACAAGGUCUUGAUGGUCAUCUUGAAAUAUGGGAUUUUUCAAAAAAAAAAUGGUUUAAUUACAAUUAUUCACUUGACGAUACUACUGUAUCGUUGUGUAAAUAUCAGGAAACAAAUAAACAACAAAAUUCAGAUGAAGAUUUUAGUGAUGAUGAAAUUGAAAAGAAAUUACCAGACGAUAAAUUAAAACAAAUUUGGUAUCAUAAGACAAUGUCACAUAAAGAGGCACAAACUACUCUUUUAUCAAAUGCUGGUUAUGCACCAGGAACAUUUUUAAUACGAAAAAGCUCUAAUAGAAAUUGUUAUUGUGUAACAUUUCUUGAUUUGAAUUCUGUGCCUAAAAGUAUUGAAAUUACACAAGAGAACAGCAAUGAUGGAAAAACUCUUUACUCAUUAGCACAGAAAAAAUUUGAAUCAAUACCAUCUCUAGUUUCCUAUUAUAGAACAUAUGAUUUUGCUGAAACAGUGAAAGGAUCAACAAACCUAAAGGUAUAUCGAUUAGGAAAACCAUUACCACACCCAAAUUGGCUUCAAGAACUUCACCGACAACCAUGGUAUCAACCGACUUUGUCAAGAAAACAAGCUGAUGAAUUGUUACGAGGUACUGCUGAAGACAUGACAUUUCUUGUGCGAGACUCAUCAAAGCGUACUGGCCAAGAUUCUACACUAUCUAUCUAUAUAAACCAUGUAGUACGUCAUAUACCUAUCUAUCGUGAUGGUACAGAUUUAAUGGCGAUGUCUUUAUCAUUUACAAGUUUAGUUGAAAUUGUUAGCCAUUUUUCUCAUCACGCAAUAUUCGGAAAAUCAUGCUUACGAAAGCCUGCAAAAUCUUAUUUUGAUUUUAUUAAUGAACAACAAAAAAAUGAACCAGAUCAAGUUCACCAAGAUAUAAUCACCAGUAAACCACUAGAAGAUAGCAUUACAUUAAAAAUUGACACUCUUCGAGUGGUUAAAGUUGAUUAUAAUCAAAAUGAUCAAUUAGUUCUAGUUCAAUUAUAUAUUGAUGAAAAAUAUAAAAAAGAAUGUGAACGUUACUGCUUUAAAUUCGAUUCAAUCAAAGAUUGUGGCAACUUUACUACAAUGUGUUUUCCUGCACCGUCACCAUUAUUAUCAAGAGCUCGAUGUCAUGAUGACUCCUCAAGUACUCUGAGUCUUUCAUCGUCAUCUAAAACAUCAACAGCCUCUUUAACAUCACUGCAACAAUCGCAAACAUGUAAAACAGAAUUAGAUAAAUUGAUUAUUUAUUUUCAAUGUGUUAAAUCAAAAAAUAAUUUUAAAGAGCCGAAACAGCUUAGAGAAAAAAUAAAAUCAUUCCAAGAAAUGAUUUCGCUUGGUCAUAUCAAAGCCUAUGGAUUUUGUUCUAACGAUACUGAAUCAAUGAUUUCAUUUAACCGAGAUCAUUUUACUCGUGUUUAUCCCGUUUUUUCACUAAACUCAAUCAGUUCAUCUAAUUUUGAACCCCUCCUAUAUUGGUUAACUGGCUGUCAACUAGUAGCACUCAAUUUUCAAAUGCCUGAUCGUCCUAUGCAUAUUAAUGCUGGCCGAUUUGCAGCUAAUGGCAGUUGUGGUUAUGUUCUUAUGCCGAAUUACAUACGUUCACAAAAUGAAAAUUUACCAAGGCCAGAUACAGUAUCAAUGAUAAUGAAAAUUCGUGUUAUAGCUGCUCGACAUUUACGUACAAAUCAAUCGAAAAGCAUUUCAAAACUAAACGUUAAAGCUACCAUUAUUAGUAAACCAAAACUUGGUGGUGAUAAACACAUUUAUUCGAUAACACUUGAUCACCCAUGGCAUAUGUUGGAUUCAAAACCAUCAAGAAAUCAUGAUCAUAUACACACAUACAAAUCUCUUCAAUCAGAUAAUAGUGAAUGUGAUCUAUUAUAUUUUGAAGUAUAUACUGAUAAUGAAGAAUUUUGUGGACAAAAAGCUAUCCCAUUAUCAUCACUACGACCAGGCAUUCGAUCGGUAGCAUUACAUGACAAAUUUAAUGAAUAUUUAGAUAUGAGUGCUCUACUAGUUGACAUUCAAUUUGAAACUGGUCUAACUGGCGGCACCCACAAUUUAAUGGUUAAACAACAGCAGUCUGAUUCUCAUCAAUACCUUCCUAAUCAUAACAGUGACUCGUCGCGUUCAUCAUCAAUUUGUUCAUCUUCACUUUCACCUAAAACUUCACCGUCGACAGCUGCUACUUCAAUAACAUUGGCUUCAGCUCCUAUACCGUCAACAACAGUGGCAGUUAAUUUCGCUGAUAUUGAUCCACAAUUAGCUCAACAUAUCGAAUAUGAAUUAGGUUUAACAAAAAAGAAUGGUAGUGGCAGUGGAGCACGCAAAAAUGCAUGGGGAAAUUUAAGUUAUGCUGAAUUAAUCAGUAAAGCUAUUACAAGUAGUACUGAACAACGUUUAACAUUAUCUGAAAUAUAUGACUGGAUGAUAAAAUAUGUUCCAUUUUUUCGUAAUAAAGUUGAUAGAACUAGCAGUGCUGGCUGGAAGAAUUCCAUUCGUCACAAUCUAUCACUACAUAAUCGAUUCAAACGUGUACAAAGUGAAGGUACCGGUAAAUCAUCUUGGUGGAUGAUUAAUCCCGAUGAUAAAAAUACUAGUGGUAACAGUGCAUCAUCAUCAUCAUCAUCAACUGGUAUUAAACAACCACGACGACGUUUAGGUCAAGGCAACAAAUCCGCAUCUUUAUCAUCGACAAUACCAAAAAGACUUCGCACACCUCGUUCAACUAAAACGUCUCGAGCAUUGAUUACAACACAACAAAUAGAACAGCGACAUCAAGCGUCAGUUUCUCAACAAAUGCAACCUCCCGAUAUGACUGUAACAUCAGUUUAUGAAGCGCAGCAAUGGCCGUCUCAAUUAGAAACAGACAAUGGAAAUGAUCAUUUGUAUGAACAAGAACUUUAUUCAACAACAGUAAGUCCUCCAACAACGAACAGUAAUGGUAAUUCAACAGCAUGUAUGCAGUCGGCAUAUUCAUAUGACGAUAUAACAACAAAUUAUGCUGGUAAUGCAGGAUCAAACAACAACAACAAUAAUAAUAAUAACAAUAAUAACACCGGUGACUAUUCAUAUCCUCAUCCGCAUCAAUUUCAUCCUCAUCCACAUCAUUCACAUACACUUUAUCAACAUCAUCAUGAACCGAAUUAUGAUAGUAGUUCAACGAGUAGAUAUUAUCAUCAACAAUCGGUGCUUAAUGAUCAUCUUUCUAAUCGAUGUUCUCUUCCAAUUGAUACAUAUCACUCAAAUAAUCCAGGAGCAUACUCAUUACAACAACAGCAACAAAUCGAUCCGAAUGAUGAACAUAUUUAUUUACGUGUUCAUUCGACUUCAUCACAUUCAUCAUCAGCAUCACUCUCACCACCUACAUUAACCACAAAUAAUAAUAUUUUACCGUCAUCUUCGUCCGGUUCAUCUUCUUCGAACUAUACACUUACACAUACACAUAAAUCUUCACCAUCCGGUAGUUAUCUUCAUCCAUCAUCGAAUGGAACACCAACACUUUAUAGUCAUCAUCAUCAUCAACAUCUUUCACAUGCAUAUCAUUCAGAUAUUGAAACAUUACUUCAGUUAAAUACUGAAGAUGAUGAUAUGGAUGAUGAUGAUGAUUUUUCAACUCUUGUACAUCAUCAUGGACUAAUCGAUGAUCAACAAGCAUUAUCAUCUUGUUUUCCUAAUAAUAAUAAUCACAAUCAUCAAUUACACUCUCACAAUGAUACAUCAACAUCAAUUUUGCGUACGGUGCUUAAUAGACCGAUUGUCGAUAUGUACAAUCAACAGGUGUAA
This is a messenger RNA of Rotaria socialis, 5217 nucleotides long. Lineage: Eukaryota; Metazoa; Rotifera; Eurotatoria; Philodinida; Philodinidae. The record is from the annotation of a GenBank genome assembly.